AUGCAUUCGAAACAGAUCCUUCUGUCGUUGGUGACUGCCGUCGGGUUGGCUUCUGCCUCCGACGUCGUCCAGCUCAAGACUGAUACCUUCGACGAAUUCAUCACCAAGAACAACCUUGUCAUUGCUGAAUUCUAUGCUCCAUGGUGCGGACACUGCAAGGCUCUUGCUCCAGAGUACGAGGUUGCUGCCACUGAGCUCAAGGCCAAGGGCAUCCAGGUCGUCAAGGUUGACUGCACUGAGGAAGCCGACCUUUGCCAGAAGCAGGGUGUUGAGGGAUACCCCACCCUUAAGAUCUUCCGUGGCUCGUUGGAUAACCCAUCCCCAUACAGUGGACAGCGAAAGGCCGACGCUAUCGUCUCUUACAUGACCAAGCAGUCGCUACCAGCUGUCUCCGUCCUUACCAAGGAUACCAUUGAAGCCUUCAAGACCUCCGACAAGGUUGUUGUUGUCGCCUACUUCAAUGCUGACGAUAAGAAGUCGAGCGAGACCUUCUCCGCCAUUGCUGAGAAGCACCGUGAUGACUACCUCUUCGGUGCCGUUUCGGACCCAGCUCUCCUUGAGGCUGCUAAGAUCACUGCCCCAGGCGUUGUUGUCUACAGAUCAUUCGACGAGCCCGAGACUGUCUACGACGGUGCUUUCGAGGCCGAGGCCAUCACAACCUUCGUCAAGACCACCGCCACCCCACUCAUUGGUGAAGUCGGCCCAGAGACCUAUGCCGGAUACAUGUCCGCUGGUAUCCCACUUGCUUACAUCUUCGUUGAGGGUGAUGAGCAAAAGACCAAGUACGUCACUGGCUUGAAGGCUCUUGCCCAGAAGUACAAGGGCAAGAUCAAUGUUGCUACCAUUGAUGCCGCUGCCUUCGGUGCCCACGCUCAGAACCUUAACCUUGAGUCGAAGUGGCCUGCUUUUGCUAUCCAGGACACCGCCAAGAACUUCAAGUACCCAUUCGACCAGACUAAGGAUCUUACCGUCGAGGCCAUCGAGAAGUUCGUUGAGGAAUUCUCCGAGGGCAAGGUUGAGCCAUCGAUCAAAUCCGAAGAGGUCCCAGCUAAGCAGGAGGGUCCAGUCCACACCGUUGUUGCCCACAACUACAAGGAUAUCGUCCUAGACGACGAGAAGGACGUCUUGGUUGAGUUCUAUGCUCACUGGUGCGGUCACUGCAAGGCCCUCGCCCCCAAGUACGAGGAACUCGGAAAGCUCUACUUCGACAACCCAGAAUUCGCCAAGAAGGUCGUCAUCGCCAAGGUUGAUGCCACCCUCAACGACGUUCCAGAUGAGAUCCAGGGCUUCCCCACAAUCAAGCUCUUCGCAGCUGGCAAGAAGGGAUCCCCAAUUGACUACCAGGGUGGCCGAACUGUUGAGGACUUCGUUAAGUUCAUCAAGGAGAGCGGUACCCACGGUGUCGAUGCUACCGAGGCUCUCGCUGCCCAGCAGGCCGCCCCACCUGCUGACUCUGCCGCUGAAGAUGUUGGAAAGGCUGCCCCAGCUGCCACUGAGUCCGGUGACGAACCCGGCCCAGCCUCCACAUCGACAGAGGCCGCUGCUGAGUCUGACAAGCACGAUGAAUUGUAA
Molecule: messenger RNA, 1572 nt
Organism: Orbilia oligospora ATCC 24927
Lineage: Eukaryota; Fungi; Ascomycota; Orbiliomycetes; Orbiliales; Orbiliaceae
Exons: 3
Coding region: 1-1572 (523 amino acids)
Biological process (GO): protein folding; response to endoplasmic reticulum stress
Cellular component (GO): endoplasmic reticulum
Molecular function (GO): protein disulfide isomerase activity
Source: RefSeq, a predicted model, not a curated record